Leptosia nina is the source of this 249-nucleotide messenger RNA. Lineage: Eukaryota; Metazoa; Arthropoda; Insecta; Lepidoptera; Pieridae. The record is from the annotation of a GenBank genome assembly.
AUGGCUCUUUUAAGAAUUGCCCCCUGGUGCGUAAACGUGGGGGCGUGGUUAUCGCGUGCAGUGGCACCGCGGGCAGGCGUCAGGUCAGGCGGUCACUUUACGAGGUUGGAGAGCGAGCGGGAUUUCAGUGUCGGAGUGCGUGAGCGCGCGGCACACGCGAGCGCGCCGCGAACGUCGCCGCGAACUACGACGCUCGCCGCCUGCGCCGUAACAGUUCAAUCAGUACACAUAUGGGCGGGUGCGAGCUGA